This is a messenger RNA of Anopheles maculipalpis, 1061 nucleotides long. RefSeq names its product malate dehydrogenase, cytoplasmic (gene Mdh1). The record is from RefSeq and is a predicted model, not a curated record. Gene Ontology annotation, biological process: tricarboxylic acid cycle; malate metabolic process; oxaloacetate metabolic process. Lineage: Eukaryota; Metazoa; Arthropoda; Insecta; Diptera; Culicidae. Gene Ontology annotation, cellular component: cytosol; mitochondrion. The coding region runs from base 8 to 1012 and encodes 334 amino acids. The transcript has 3 exons. Gene Ontology annotation, molecular function: L-malate dehydrogenase (NAD+) activity.
UGUAAAAAUGUCUGCUGAACCAAUCCGUGUGGUUGUAACGGGAGCUGCUGGUCAGAUCGCUUACUCGCUACUGUACAUGGUAGCCAAGGGUGAUGUGUUCGGACCGAACCAGCCCCUGAUUCUACAUUUGCUGGACAUUCCACCGAUGAUGGGCGUGCUCGAGGGAGUCGUAAUGGAGCUGGACGAUUGCGCUCUACCAUUGCUCGUCAGCGUUGUACCGACAGCUGAUCCGGCCGUCGCAUUCAAGGAUGUUGAUGCCGCAUUCCUGGUCGGUGCUAUGCCCCGCAAGCAGGGCAUGGAGCGUAAGGAUCUGCUGUCGGCAAACGUGAAAAUCUUCAAGGUGCAGGGCGAAGCGCUGGACAAGUUCGCCAAGAAGGACGUGAAAGUACUCGUGGUGGGUAAUCCGGCCAACACGAACGCGCUCGUCUGUUCGCACUAUGCACCCUCGAUCCCGAAGGAGAACUUUACCGCCAUGACACGGUUGGAUCAGAACCGUGCUCAAGCACAGAUUGCUGGUCGGCUCGGUGUGGGCAUUACGAAGGUGAAGAAUGUCAUCAUUUGGGGUAACCAUUCGGCCACCCAGGUGCCGGAUGCACGUAACGCUUCGGUGGAGGUGAACGGUACGGUUAAGACGGUCCCGGAAGCGGUCGGCGACGAUGAGUUCUUGAAGCAGCAAUUCCUCGAAACGGUACAGAAGCGUGGUGCGGCUGUUAUUGCCGCCCGUAAGAUGUCUUCCGCAAUGUCCGCUGCGAAGGCGGCCAGUGAUCAUAUGCGCGAUUGGUUUGCGGGUACGCGCGAUGGCGAGUACGUGUCGAUGGGUGUCAUUUCGGACGGAAGCUACGGUGCGCCGAAGGAUAUUGUGUUUUCGUUCCCGGUGCAGAUCCAAAACCGGCAGUGGAAGAUUGUGCAGGGUCUGUCGGUGGAUGAGUUUACGCGCAGUAAGCUGGACGUGACGGCGAAGGAGCUACUGGAGGAGAAGGAGGAAGCGAUGGCGGUGUGUGCUGCGGAUUGACUAGUUAAGCUGUAAAACAGAAUUUUGUAUGAAGGAAACAAAAAUUACA